AUGAGACCGAGAGUACGGCCUCCGGGCUCUAUACAAUGGGGCCGUACACCUCGGACGAGGGCUUGUCCUUUCCAACGUCGCUUCUUUGCCGCGGUGGCGGACGCAGUCAGGCCAUAUGACGUCGUAGUCAUCGGCGGCGGCCAUGCAGGCACUGAAGCCAGUGCCGCGGCAGCAAGAUCGGGGGCGCGGACUGCCCUGGUUACACCCUCCCUUUCCAAUCUGGGCGUUUGUUCCUGUAAUCCCAGCCUCGGCGGCAUUGGCAAAGGCACAAUGCUGCGCGAAAUCGAUGCUUUAGACGGGGUCGCUGGUCGAAUUGUUGACAAAGCUGGAAUCCAAUUUCGGAUGCUGAACAGGAGCAAGGGUCCUGCCGUCUGGGGACCUCGAGCGCAGAUUGACAGAGAUCUAUACCAGAAAUACAUGAGGGCAGAGAUGCUUUCGACGCCAAACCUGAGUGUACUGGAAGGGAAGGUCGCGGAUAUUAUAGUGUCGAAAGAAAACAUCGACCCGGGUGAUAAAGUAUCACAGGGACGUAUCACCGGCAUUCGCCUUGAAGAUGGACAGGUCAUUCCUGCGUCCCACGUGGUCAUCACCACCGGUACAUUCCUGGGUGGAGAGAUCCAUAUCGGCCUAGAGGCAUACCCUUCUGGGCGGAUGGGAGAAGCCGCUACCACCGGUCUCAGCAAAUCGCUGAGGAGUGCAGGAUUUACCCUAGGACGGCUCAAGACCGGUACUCCACCACGAUUGGAUCGAGACACCAUUGAUUUCGAUGUCCUUGAGAUCCAGCGUGGUGAUUCACCACCGACGCCCUUUUCUUACUUAAAUAGCAGCGUCCAGAUCGGUGACGAAGGUCAAUUGCAUUGUUGGUUGACCUACACCAACGAGGCGGCACAUGACAUUAUCCGUGCAAAUCUUGACAAGUCGAUCCACAUCCGCGAGACUGUCAAAGGACCACGCUACUGUCCCUCUCUGGAAUCUAAGAUCAUGCGCUUUGGACACAAACCAAGGCACUUGAUAUGGCUAGAACCGGAAGGCCUGGCACCAAAUAAAGUCAUCUAUCCCAACGGAAUCAGCAUGACGGUGCCAGCUGAUGCACAAUACGCUAUGCUAAGGACGAUCAAAGGGUUGGAGAAUGUGAAAAUGCUCCAACCAGGCUAUGGCGUUGAAUAUGAUUAUAUCGACCCGCGGAACCUAUUCCCAACCCUGGAGACUAAAUUAAUCAAAGGUCUCUUUUUAGCUGGUCAGAUCAACGGCACCACAGGCUACGAGGAGGCAGCGGCACAGGGUGUCGUUGCGGGUAUCAACGCCGGUCUGUCGGCCCAGGGGAAGGGGCCGUUCACCCUUUCUCGCGCCGAAGCGUUCAUUGGGAUCCUGAUUGACGACCUAAUCACCAAAGGCGUCAGCGAGCCGUAUCGGAUGUUUACAGCCCGAAGCGAGUAUCGCAUGAGCUGCCGAGCAGACAACGCAGAUCUUCGUUUGACAGAGAAGGGCCGACAGGCAGGGGUAGUUGGCGACACACGAUGGGCACACUUUACCAGCACUCGAGAUCAAAUGGGUGAGUUACAAGCGGCCCUUCAGGAGGCACGAUUCUCGAGCCAGGAAUGGUUGAAGUUUGGCAUUCAAACACGCGUCGAUUCAUCGAGACGAAGUGCCUUCGACAUGCUCCGUUUACCCGGAAUCGACGUCGACACGGUCGCCAAUCGUGUUGAAGCACUACCUAAUCCGGCCAACUACGACGAGAAAGUCAAGUCGCGAGUGCAGAUUGAGAGCAUCUACGCCCCAUACAUUUCCUACCAACAGCGAGCGGUCGAAGUGUUCCAACGAGACGAAUCGCUUGCACUACCAGCCGGCUUGGAUUAUGAUAGAAUCCAUGGCUUGAGUAUGGGAGAGAAAGAGGUCUUGAAACUGGUCAGGCCUUCGAGUGUGGGCAUGGCCAGAAGGGUCGAGGGGCUCACCCCUGCUGGGGCAUUGCGUUUGCUCCAGUACGCUCGACGAGGUGCAUCUUCAGGGCCUGGAACAUCAAGUGCAGUGUUAUCUAACAGGCAACUGGCAAAAUCGGAAAAGCUUGACGACGAGGAUGUCGCUGGCACUGUGUAG
Messenger RNA from Capronia epimyces CBS 606.96, 2094 nucleotides. Its product is annotated as tRNA uridine 5-carboxymethylaminomethyl modification enzyme GidA. Lineage: Eukaryota; Fungi; Ascomycota; Eurotiomycetes; Chaetothyriales; Herpotrichiellaceae. Gene Ontology annotation, cellular component: cytosol. Gene Ontology annotation, biological process: tRNA methylation; tRNA wobble uridine modification. The coding region runs from base 1 to 2094 and encodes 697 amino acids. The transcript has 2 exons. Gene Ontology annotation, molecular function: flavin adenine dinucleotide binding. The record is from RefSeq and is a predicted model, not a curated record.